AUGAGCCAGGCCGAGCUGUCCACCUGCUCGGCGCCGCAGACGCAGCGCAUCUUCCAGGAGGCCGUGCGCAAGGGCAACACGCAGGAGCUGCAGUCGCUGCUGCAGAACAUGACCAACUGCGAGUUCAACGUGAACUCGUUCGGGCCUGAGGGCCAGACGGCGCUGCACCAGUCGGUCAUCGACGGCAACCUGGAGCUCGUGAAGCUGCUGGUCAAGUUCGGCGCCGACAUCCGCCUGGCCAACCGCGACGGCUGGAGCGCGCUGCAUAUCGCCGCGUUCGGCGGCCACCAGGACAUCGUGCUCUAUCUCAUCACCAAGGCCAAGUACGCGGGCAGCGGCCGGUGAUGCCCGCCCGGACCCGGACGCGGGCCUCGAGCGUGUCCUCUGCUGUACCUUCCCGCCAACUACCUCGGUGCGCACCGGGCUCCCGGGCCCAGAGGCCACAACGAGUCUGGCGCGCGCGCGUCCGCGCCCACGGGGGCCGCGCGGCGCCCG
Molecule: messenger RNA, 495 nt
Organism: Odobenus rosmarus divergens (Pacific walrus)
Lineage: Eukaryota; Metazoa; Chordata; Mammalia; Carnivora; Odobenidae
Gene: NRARP
Product: NOTCH-regulated ankyrin repeat protein
Exons: 1
Coding region: 1-345 (114 amino acids)
Cellular component (GO): cytoplasm
Molecular function (GO): protein binding; enzyme inhibitor activity; phosphatase regulator activity
Source: RefSeq, a predicted model, not a curated record